AGGUAAUGUUUCGAAAUACUGAUAACGUAUUCGUAAUUGAUAAUUCUACUUUGCGUAAGAAUUCAAUCAGACACAACCUGUCACUGCACAACAGAUUCAUGAGGGUGCAGAACGAAGGAACGGGGAAGUCUUCCUGGUGGAUGAUCAAUCCGGACGCGAAGCCGGGAAAAUCGGUACGACGAAGAGCGGCGUCCAUGGAAACUAGUAAAUUCGAGAAGAAAAGAGGGAGAGCAAAGAAAAAAGUCGAAAUGAUAAGAAACGGAUGUUUACCAGAUACGACGCCCAGCCCCAGUUCCUCAGUGUCUGAGAGUUUAGACUUGUUUCCGGAUUCGCCUUUGCACAGUGGUGGUUUCCAAUUGAGCCCAGAUUUCAGACCAAGAGCAUCUUCGAACACGUCCUCGUGUGGUAGACUAUCCCCUAUACCGUCGGUGGUAGGUGUCGAACCAGACUGGCCUCCGCACAAUCAGUUUAACAGCCAAAACUAUAGUCCAUCGGAUAUAGUUUCAAGCGGUAACUAUUCUCCUGACCAGCUGGCUGGCAACCUGCAGCAAGGGAUGAAGCUAGAACCAGAUACAUAUUUGGGGUACAUGAAUGGGCAACCAACACAGCCACCACCUCCACCUUACACGGGGCCCUACGAACAAUUUCCCGGCUGCCGAGAUCUUAACGCCUUACAUGCCACAUCGCCAUAUGGACUAACACAGUGCCCGAUUCAUCGUAUCCAGUCGUGUUCUUGCAUGCAACCAAUUAAAGUAGAGAGUAUGUCGCCGGCAGGAAUGUCUCCUUCGUACCCCCACUCCGAGCCAUCUCCGGAUCCCCUAAACUCUCAAUACCUGAUCAACCGCAUGCAACGGCCCCCUUCGAGUAGCCCCCCGCUGACUCCGCAACCCGCCCAACAGCAACAGAACAUCCCGUCGACGAUGAUGGGACAGAUGAUGGCGGCGCUCAAUAACAGCGCCAUCCUGGACGACCUCAACAUCAACGUGGAAUCGCUGCAGGGCGGCUUCGAUUGCAACGUGGAGGAGCUGAUCAAUCACGAACUGAACAUGGAGGGUAGCCUGGACUUCAAUUUUCCCAGCCAGCAGCAGGGGAUCCCGCCCACGACGGUAACGGGGCAGUGCGAACACCAUCCUGUUAUGACGAAUACCCAACCUAGUGCUCCACCUACAUAUUCAACUACCGUUACGACGACGCCUUCGUGGGUGCAUUAACGAAGAAAUUUCAGGAAGUGAAAUUCUGCAACCAUGGAAUCAAGUCAAAAGUAGAUUGAUUCUACGCCGCUGGUCUAUCUGUUGUGCAACCGUUGACAGUGUAAUCUUGUUAUAAAUGAUCUCGUGUUAUGCUCAUUAAUAAUUGUUUGUACAGAAAUGAAUAUGCUUUUUAUGUGUUUUAAUAUUACGAGAAUAAACAAAACUUAGUACUUCGAUUUGGUAAUUCAUUGAAAAAAUUACUUUUGAUGUGAAUUAACGAAUUCCAAUAGCGCACUUGCGAAUUUCGAAACACGCUGUGUAUAUUUGGAGAUAUUUCUGUACAGAAAUUGCAAAUGAUGUUAACGUCAAUUGUCAAAUAUUAAUUGUCAAUAAUGUCAAAUGUCAUUAAUGUCGAAUAUCGUAAGCAAAGUAAGUUUUUUGAUUAGUUACCAAAUCUUCACGUUAGUUUCUCAUUUCUGGUGCCAUUAUAACCUUACAGUUUUAAGUUCAUAGAUGCCAAUUGUUAGAAGGUUAAGUUAAAUAUCUUAAAGCGGUACGGGUUGGCAGCUCAAGAUUCCCUGAAAAAAAAAUAUAUUAAAGAAGAAUUUGAAAGAAAAAUGUUGUUCGGUUACUAGUAAAUUUUUUUAAAUUUGUAAUAUGUAAGGCCAGAUUGAAUAUAUACAUAGUGUAAAAUAAGAGUAAUUAUAACAAUUUUGAAGCAGCAUCUCGGAAGAUUUGUCAAAAAUACCGUCGACCUUAUCGGAGUUCAAAUAUUUAUUUGUUUUUAAUUGUAAGCACAUGUAGCACAACUAGUCUUGUUUGUUUUUACUAUGAAGAUUUUUUAAGAGUUGUAUAUAGGGAUACUUUUACAUAUUUUUACUAUUAAACGUAGAAUUAUUAGCAAUUUCAAUAAUUGCUCGAACAUUCUGAGUCAGAAUUUUGAUUAAAAUUUGAUCGGUAACGUGGACAGCACUUUGAGCAUUAAAAAAUUUCAAUUUAGAAUGCUCAACAAAUAUAACUUAUUUUAAUAUAUUAAUGCUGUUAGAAGAGCUUAUAAAUAUUUUAUUAGAAUGCUCUAAAACUGAGAAAUUUCUACUAAAACAUCAAAAAAGUUGUUGCUUUAAUACUAUUGGUUGGAUGACUUUACCCUUUAGAAUGCUCCUUGCUUCAUUCCAUUACACAUUGUUAAUUCAUAAAUAUUCUUGAGAAAUUGGGUUAAGCGCCACAGUUUUUUUUUGUGUGAGAAUAAAGGGCUCGUGUUUGAUCUGACAGCGUCAGAUUUUUACUGACUAAAAACCAUCUUGUUUUAUCUGGUAGACACUGGGAUCACCUGUUAGGUAUUCAUCAGUACCUGCCACGGUCGUUCUUUUCUCUUCAUUUCUCUUUUCAUCUAUCUGCAAGAUUCUAUUGGUUAUUAACUACCUGUGGAUCUUCUAUUUUUAUUUCAUGGUAUUCUUUAUAUAGUUAUGGAUCAACACUCACUUUUAUUCAGCUUCCAUCGUUUCUCUUAUAUUAUUGUCCUUGUCCAGGUUUAAGUUUAAUAUAUUUGCUAACUGCAUUGUUUAUAUUAUCCAUCUUGGACAUGACAGUCUUGUGUGCUCAGAAGAGUUCUCGUUUUGACAGUAUUUACACUCUGGUGUGUCCGUAAGUUUCAUUUUUCUCGUAUACGUUUAAAAUCGGCCAUGUUCUAAUAGGAAUUUUGUUCUCUAAUAUUUACAUUUGUUCCACUCUUUGACAUCCCUAAUUAGUUGCUUCGUCCAAGCUGUCGUAUAUCCAUGUUGCAUCCACAUGUCCUGCCAUUUUUCAAGAGUAUACUUCCUUUCCUCUGCACCAUUUCUAGAUAUCUAUCCUUCCGUCUGAGAGUUUGUAGUCUGAAAUGACACCUAUGUACUUAACUUGUUUGCUAUGUCUUAUUUCGCUAUUCAUAAUUCUUCUGUUUACCGCUAUUCUUCUCCUAUGUCCUCUCAGUAUGACGCUUGUUUUUUUUUUGGCGCCAUCUCUAACCCCUACUUCACCAUCCAACUUACAAUAUGAUCCAAUGAUUUGUUUGCAUUAAGCUUUAGUUCUUCCACGUCAUUUGCUUCUACUACUUCUUCUACUCAGCUUUAUUCUUAGAACAUCAUCGUACAGUAGGUUCCAUAGGACCAAGCCUAGAUCUCGAUCCUUGAUAUACCCCAAUGGAUGUUCAAAGAGUGUGUUUUCCUACCUUUAUAUUUCUGUAACCAAGGUAUUUAUCUAUUAUGUUUACCAAAUAACGAGAUAUGUUCCUUUCCUCUGGUUUAUCUUUGAUGUCUAUGGUAAUCAGAACAACCCUUCUCUUAUUACUUUCUUUCCCUUUGUUUACAACCCUGUUUAUCGCUUGUGUUGUCGAUCUGCCUUUCCUAAAACCUUACUGCGCAUCUGCGAAUCCAUUAUUGGUUUCAAUCUCUUGUUCCAGUCUAUUCUUCAGCAUCUUUCAUAUAGUUUUCCGAAAGUGUUUAUCAAGCAUAUUGGUCUAUAUGAAGAAGCAAUUUGCUUUAUUUUUUCUUCAAUAUCAACGCCUAGCGACUCUUUCCAAAUACCUGGGAAGUGUUGCUGUUCUAUAAGCCUAUUUAAGGUGUCCAGCAUUGCCUUAGGCAUGACUUUUUCUAUUAUUUUUAUCGCCUGUGGUGGUAUUUUUUCAGGUCCAUUGUUUUUAUAUUUCUAUAGUUUCAACUGCUUUGCAUAAGUGCUUCUAUUGUAAAAGGUGAUAUUUGGUUCUUGAUAUCUCUGUCAAUCUAGGUCUUCUUUGAUCAGUGGAGGGAAAUAGUUCUCUAAGUGCCACAGGAGAAUCUGAAAAUCCAGUCCACUGGGCCAAACUGUUAAUAUUGCCAUAUAUAACUGUAGACAGCGGCCCAAAAUGCCCAAUGAGAUGCGACACGCGCAUUAUACCUCACGGCGCUUAAAGUGUUAAAUAUAUUUCUGGAAAUAUCAAAUUUUAGAAUGUUUUAGUAGUAGACAGAUAGAAAGGUACCUAUUUAAAAACAUUAAAAUUACAUAUUUGAUCGCUUUCUGUAAAAAGGAAAUCAGAUUUGGUGCGUUACCUUGAUCGAAUUUUAUAAAAGUGAAUGUAUAAAUAUUAUUGAAGUUGUUAAUAACGAAAAUAGAGUUAUAUUUUUUUAAUUUAAGCUAGAAAUAUAUAUUUGAACUCCAAUAUAAUUAAUUAAUAUAUAUUUUUUUGUAAAUAGUCUAGUGAUAGUUUUAGGUGCUUUGCGUACCUUUUGUUGAAUUAUUUUUGAUUUUUAUAAAUAUUAUAUUAUACAUAAUAAUCAUUUUUUUCAUUCUCGUCACUUGGUACUGGUCAUAUAAUUGUUUGCCCAGUGUUUUUGGGCGCCCUUUUUUCAUCGUAAAUUUUAGAAUAUUUUUUUACUGUAAUAUUUGUAAAGUGUUUGAUGUAUUGUUAGAUAUGUAGGCGGCUACUGGUAUCUGACUGCUUUUUAGUUUAAUUAAAUUAAUUCUUAUGGUAGAUGGCAGUAGGCGUCGAUAUUUGCUGAUCCAGAGGACGAAAUUAAACUGACAAAUUGACGCCACAAACGAAACCAAAAUUCACUUUUAAACAAAUUUUUGAGUGAAGUAUUUCGAGCAAAAAUAUUUCGUCAAUAACUUUGUGAGCGGUAAAAUAUUUCGUCAAUAUCUUUGUUAGCGGAAAAUAACUUUGUGAGCGGAAAAUAUACUUUUUGUGAGCUUAUAAGUAAAAACUAAUAUUCUGAGCAGUAAAUUAUUUUAGUUAAUAACUUGAAGUGUUAAAUAUUUUCUGCUAUAAUCUAUCAAUAUAUGAAUACAAAUUUGUCAGGUUAAUGAUGGUGAUAAUUUAAUAACCAAACUUAUGAACAACAAUUUCUAAUUACUUAUAUAAUCUAUCAAUAUAUGAAUACAAAUUUGUCAGGAUAAUGAUGGUGAUAAUUUAAUAACCAAACUUAUGAACAACAAUUUCUAAUUACUUAGUUUUCUAAAAGGACUUUCCGCUCAUUAAGUUUAAAAAUGAAUUUCCGCUUAAAAAGUAAUUAAAAAAAUUGAUUUUACAGAAUGUAAACUAUGGCUAAAAAACGACUGAAAAACUAAAUUCAUCGAUAUUUUUUGCGUAUUUUCGUAAUUUUUACUAUUUGGUUUUCUCCCUGGUAAUAAGGAUUAAAUUAUCUAUUUAAGUUACUUACUUCUAAUAAAUACGUACCUAUUGAUGUGUAAAAAGAAAGGCAAUGUAGAACAAUGUUUCAUUGUUAAAAGGUGGCCGGUUUUUCAUUAUUUUUGUUUUCCCAAAUCAUAACAACAUUAAUCUAUAUAGAGUACCUACUUUUUUUGUCUGGCAUGAGGUUAAAAUGUAAAGGGGGAUAUAUUGACAACAGUGCCUCAGUUAUCUCGCUGCAGCGUGUGACUAAAAAGUUAGAAACUUCAAUGAACACGAGAAGCGAGAGAAUAGUAAAAACUGAGCACCGUUACUGAUUAUUUGUUUAUCCGAAUACAUUUACAGGAAAAAAUAAUUUAAUAUUUUUAUUGGUAAAUAUAAGCAUAUUAUACUGCAGUGCCAAACUAUUUACACCACAUACUUAUCUGUACCAGAUUCUAAUUCAAAGACAACUGUUACUGAAGCUGUAGGUCCUUCGUUUCAUGUUUUGAAACCCGAAGUCAUGUUCCUAUUUAACAUCUAAAAGAGAAACGACAAAAUCAGAUGAUUCUUUUUUAAUUGCACAUUGUUACUUUAAUCGAUUUAAUGUCAGAUUUUUUUUAAAUAUCUAUCCUGGGAUUUUAUAGACAUCCUCUUCUUAUUUCUUCAUGUCUACCAGGUUAUAAUACUUUUUGUGGUAUCCUCAUUUUCCUUAGGUACAGCUGACUCAAAUUAUCUGCCUUGAUUCUUCUUCUAACUCUUGUCACUUUCUUAUUUGCAGAUUGUAUAGUUAACAGUGACUACCGUAGUUGCCAUUUCAUUACUAGAACUAUGAUAACACUUCCAUUGACUGCUCUAGCUCUUCAACUUUGUCUUACUAUUCUAGGUAUUUUAUGUUCUUUGUCGAAAGACUGAAAGUCUUUUAGCAUACCAAAUUUCAGUAUUUCUUCUGUUUUUAUUUUUAUUUUAAUGCUAUCAAUAUUUUUAAAGAGUUAGUAUCUCCUAUAUAUCAUAAACGGGCAUUUCUUUGGAAGAUUGUUGAGAAUUCAUGUAUAUCUUUUGUUUUUGUGGAGAGUAAAUCCUCGUGGACCCCUGGUGCUUGGUUCAAUCGCGCCUGGGAGUGUAAAACUCCGGCUUUUAUAGUGCAGUGCCAGCCUAUCCAUCAAAACCCUUCCUCUUCAACCUCAGCAUCCCGGCGUUGUCUUUUUGAGACAUUCUUUCUUCGGAAUGCUAAAAGGUCAUCUACCGUUGAGAAUUCUGUAGACUCUUUGUCUUUUGGAUGCCCGCAGGUAGAUCAUAUCGAACCUGUGAUGACUUGAAUUGCUUUUAAUGAAUUAAUUCGUUAGGUGCUGGCGACUCUCAACGCGAUCUUCCGUUGGACCUUUUCCGCUAUGUUUGCUACAUUUAUUCCUUGUCCCCAUAUGGGGGUAAUCCAUACAGUAAUAAGGAGUGUACCACUCUGUUCAGCAGCUUCCGUUUCCUACUUUGAGGGCCUCUAAUAUUUCUCAGUAUCCUGAAGAAAGAUGCCGCUCUUGCCUCUGCUUUGUUUGCGGCCAUUUUGAUUUGUUUGCCGAAGCUGCCUGUAUCGUCUAGGACAAACCACAGGUACUUUUCCUCUUUUUGAGGCUUCAAUUGAAAUACUUUUAAAAAGAAUCGCGGCUUUCCCUGUCUGAUUUUGUUCAGGGACCUUUAAGGAUUAUAACCUCUGUCUUUUCUAGGGCUAGCUCUAGCUCGUGGCUCUUUAACCAGCUGGUGAUGCGCUUCAGCGCUAGUUUCGCCACAUUUUCCAGCUGCUAUAAACUCAUUUCAUAUGAUCCUUCUUCUCUCUAAUUAUCAAUUCUUCAGCUCUUUUUUGGACUUCUUGUAACUGUUCCUUACCUGUAGCCGUACAUGCUCAGUGUAUUCUUUAAUACUUUUUUGUAUGGUCCUUAGCAUCGUAAUUUUCUUUCGCUUGGUUCAGUGUUGCUGUUCCACCAAAAUGGCUGGCUGGAUCUCUGUCUGAUUACGUUGUCCUUUAAUAAAACUUAUGCAGUCCUCCGGAGUUCUAAUAGCUGCUGUCAUUCUUAAUUCCAUGGAGGUUCUAAUACCUCCCAAUCCACUGUUUUCACUAAACGAACCCUCACUGGUGUGACUUUUUCCUAAAUGUCAAAACAGAUAUACUGAUGAUCGCUUACGCUUUCAGCUUCCAGUAUUUUCCAGUUUUUUAUUUUUCCGCCUAUCGUUAUCGUUGAUAUCGUUACGUUGAUGAAUGUCUUCUGGCUUCCACUAAGGAAAGUGGGUUUUUGGCUCGUGCCAUUCCUUCUGUAAUGUAGUCGCCUCUCUCGUCACUGGUUGGUGAUCCCCACUUGGAUACUUGCCAUUUAGGUCAUUUGUAUCAUACAUAUUUUGUCUCUCCAGGAGGUUGCGCCCAUGGCUUAAGGUGUUUUCCUUUAGAACAAACACAAGAGCUUGUGGAAAGGUCAUGAAGGAGUUAAUAAAAGAGGUAUUUCUAUGGUGUAAACUGUUUGGUAUAUGGAAAGAAAAAGAAAAGUUGUGAUUUAUAUAAUUUAUUUAUACAACAAAAGAAAUGUUAUGAUUUCGGAAAAUGAUCAUCUUAUGGGCGAAUUCUGGACAAAAAUUUUGUUUUUCUUUUUGUUUAGAUUGUAAAUUUUUAUUUAUACUAGAUUAAAUUUUAGACAAUACGACGUGUUGAAAAUGUAGUCAAUUAUAAUUUUUAUAUGCGCUAUAAGUCAAUUUGUAAAAUUAUACCAUAUUUUGUGGGUUAUCAGAAAUAUUGUAUUUAGGAAACAAAUAUAAUGUGUUCUUAGUUUUUUGGGUUAAGAUGUGGUAUACAAUUUUCUUCUAUAAUGUGUCUUAAGAUUCUAAUAUCUAUUCAAUAAGGAAUAUUCUUCGUACAAUAUAUUAUUUGUGCGUUGGAUACUUGUUUUUUAAUUUUUAUAUCAACUGAAAAUAAAGACUAGAUAAAGCAACAUCAAAAUAAAAUUUCCAAGAAUUGAUCUUCAGUCAAACUUAUUCAAAUUCCUCUAUAUAUUUUUCUUAUUUGAUAUCAGUAAAUCUUCAAUAAUAAUAUUUUAUUGUUUUAUUAUUGUUUUAAAAGGUUUACUUUCUUCAAGUUCUUCUUGUAACAUUUCCAGUUUCUUGAUUACAUUCUUCUCAGAUCUGAUUGGUUCGCACACUGUUAUACGCUUUCUCUAAAUCAAUUAGUUCCGAAAAUGUACUGGAAAGAAUAUAUAAGUAUGCUUAUCAUUUUCAGAGGACUAUAAUUAAUUGUGGUGUCAGUAUAGAUGACUGUUUAGUCAAAUUUAUCUUCUAUUUUUUGACUUGUUCAUAUUAUUUUCCAGCAUUUCUGUAGUUUGAGUCUUUUAUUAUCAACUAUUAUAUCUGUUAUUGUCUUAUUAACCAUCUAUUUAGUAUUAUCUCUUCUUUUCGGUUCAUUUGCUUGCCUUUUGAGCAUUUUGUUUGUUUGUGGAAUUUUCGUCUUGGAUAAUAUGAGAUACCUAAUAGAAUGACUUGAAUUUCAAUCUACCGAAUAAAGAUAAAAUGUUUAGACGCAUUAUAAAAGGAAGUUGAGGGAAUUUAAUUCAUCUGCAAAGAAACGUUCAUACUUUUGUGAUAAUCCAUUAUUUAACGACCUAAUUAAGUACGGUUGUUGUUUGUUUGAAAUAAUAAAAAACGUGGACGUACUGUGCAUAUCUAUUGUUUAAUUUUUUUCACAAAAAAAAAACCACGGUACUUACUAAUCUAAUUACAAACGCACCGCAAAGCAACGAGUGUAUUUUAAAGUGAUACCCCGCUAAAACA
Molecule: messenger RNA, 9111 nt
Organism: Psylliodes chrysocephalus
Lineage: Eukaryota; Metazoa; Arthropoda; Insecta; Coleoptera; Chrysomelidae
Source: the annotation of a GenBank genome assembly